AUGGAUGUAAAAAUGCAAAACAUACACACUUUGCUGGCAUGGACACUGCUGAUGUACCUGUGCUGCCAGGUAUGCUGUCAACAGUGUAGCCAGCCAUGCCAGUGCCCCAGCACAGCAUCAACGUGCCCCAAAAGAAUUCCCCUCGUCCUGGAUGGGUGUGGAUGCUGCCAGAUAUGUGCCCGCCAAAAGGGUGAAUCCUGUACUGAAAUACUUGUAUGUGACAAGCAGCGUGGACUGGAAUGUGACUAUAGUGCCAGCUUCCCUGGCGGUCCAGGAGAGUGUGUCAGUCAGGAGGAGCUGGGCUGUGAGCUGAAUGGUGUCUCUUAUAAGCAGGGUGAGGUGUUCCAGCCAUCCUGUUCCACCCAUUGUAAAUGUGCAGGUGGAGGGGUGACCUGUGUGCCGAUCUGCCCUGAAAACAUCCGUCUGCCCAGCCCAGACUGCCCGCGUCCUCGAAGAGUCCAGCUUCCAGGAAAGUGCUGUAAGGAGUGGGUAUGUGAGGACAUGGACAACAGUGUCCCACAAGAUGGACACACAGCUUCCAGCCAUGACCAGCUGUUACCCGCACUCCGUAGUAAUCCGUCCAGUCCCGGCUUCAGCUGUAUAAAUCGGAGCACAGAGUGGAGCGCUUGCUCGAGAACCUGUGGACUGGGAAUCUCCACAAGAGUGUCCAACCAGAACCCGGCCUGCAGGCUUGAACAGCAGAUGAGACUGUGUACAAUCCGACCAUGCCAAACAUUCCCCCAUCAGGCUCCAGUGUGGCCAAGAAGAUGCAAGUCCAGCUACAGGUCACCAGUACCCACCCGUCUAGCCUACUGGGGGUGCUACAGCACACGAUUCUACCGCCCACGUUACUGUGGCCUGUGCACUGAUGGCCGCUGUUGCACCCCUUACCAAACACACACUGUUACAGUCCCCUUCAGCUGCCCAGGAGGGCGCUUAGUUCACCAAUCCGUUAUGAUGAUCAGCUCCUGUGUUUGCCACUACAACUGCCCCUACUCAUCAGGUGGAACCUCCAUGAUGUCUGCUUACUAGGGCUGAUAACU
Molecule: messenger RNA, 1043 nt
Organism: Trichomycterus rosablanca
Lineage: Eukaryota; Metazoa; Chordata; Actinopteri; Siluriformes; Trichomycteridae
Gene: ccn5
Product: cellular communication network factor 5
Exons: 5
Coding region: 1-1032 (343 amino acids)
Biological process (GO): cell adhesion; signal transduction
Cellular component (GO): extracellular matrix; extracellular region
Molecular function (GO): heparin binding; integrin binding
Source: RefSeq, a predicted model, not a curated record